Molecule: messenger RNA, 2041 nt
Organism: Paramacrobiotus metropolitanus
Lineage: Eukaryota; Metazoa; Tardigrada; Eutardigrada; Parachela; Macrobiotidae
Product: E3 ubiquitin-protein ligase RNF14-like
Exons: 5
Coding region: 250-1791 (513 amino acids)
Biological process (GO): positive regulation of proteasomal ubiquitin-dependent protein catabolic process; protein polyubiquitination; ubiquitin-dependent protein catabolic process
Cellular component (GO): ubiquitin ligase complex; cytoplasm
Molecular function (GO): zinc ion binding; ubiquitin conjugating enzyme binding; ubiquitin protein ligase activity
Source: RefSeq, a predicted model, not a curated record
AGAGUCUCCAGCCUUUUUACGCAUGCUGUAGAGUGUAGCGGAAUGGCUCGUUAUGAAUGAAAUCAGCUGAAAUAUGAAUAUUAUUAUUAUACUCGUACUCUGUCUGUAAAAUAGAUAAAUCAUAAAUGUGUAAAAAUUUUGAGCUUAUAGCUGCUAUAUUUUGUGACUUUUAAAGCUGGUUACUGCCAUACUCCUCAAGAUUUAGUGGUUCAAAUUUCAAAACUUAGUCAGUUACACCGAUCAUAAGCAAUGCCUUCCGAAGGAGAUCUGGAACUGCAGCGAGACGAAGUUCUCUGCUUGGAAUCACUGUUGUCUCCUGAAGAAUUUCGGAAAUCCGAUGAAAAUGCCAGUGGGAUUUUGGAGAUUUGUCCAUUUUUUGAAUUGGGUAUCACGGCUAUAAUUGUGGAUUCUCCGCCGAAAGUGGAAAAGCUGAAUGAAUGGUUGAACACUGAAGACCAGGAGGACAAGACGAAAUUGUUGAACGAGGACUUUAAAGGCCUGCAUUCGCAUUUAUCGUAUCUGCCUCCGAUACAAAUACAUUUCCAUUACCCUGAAGGGUACCCUUCGCACUGUUCUCCCGAAAUUCGUGUUACAGCCUGUUGGAUCCCUCGACGUCUGGUUCAGCAGUUAGAACACCGCGUUAAAGUAUUAUGGGAUCAGAAUGGCCACCAGGCCGUGCUUUUCGAAUUCUUCCAGUCCGUCUCCGACCUCGCUGCCAGCUUCCGGUUAUUUCCUUUCACAGCCCCGUGCCUUCCCAUAUUUUCCAGAGAAAGCUUCUCCCAGUCCAACGAGACUAUAGCCAAAAUGGAGUCCAACUAUCUGCUGCUGGUACCUCACGCUGACAACUUCCUCCGCUCUUUGCAGCACUACGACGACAACCGGACCGUGGUGCUCUUCCAGCAGAAUACGCAUCGUUGUAAUGUAUGUUUUGACACGCAUCCGGGCACAGAUUUCAUCCGCCUGACCAACUGCCGACAUUUCGUCUGCAAAGCCUGCAUGAAGGGAUUGUGUGAUAGUCUGAUACGUGAUGGAUCGGUGCAGAAGCUGCAGUGUUUGGAAUGCUCGGAAGAAUUGAAUCCCUUUGAUAUUGAGGCGUCGGUGGAUCCGGUGUUUUGGAGUCGCUAUCAGAAAUUCCAGUUGGAUAAUGCGUUAUCUUUAAUGGAGGACGUCGUGUACUGUCCACGACCAUGGUGCAAUCAAGCCGUGCUCAAAGAGGGCCAAAGCGACGCCGGACGCUGUCCAGGAUGCGCCUAUGUUUUCUGUGUUAACUGUCGCCGAGGAUACCACGGAAUCGAGCCGUGCCCAUUGGAUGGUGAAAAGCGCUUAAUCGUGGAUGAAUACGAGAAAGCUGACAGCCAGACGAAGCUUAGCAUGGAGAAACGAUACGGGAAAACGCGAUUGAAAAACCUUGGUGAUGAAAUCAAAGCGGAAGAUUGGGUGUCGCAGAACUCUAAACCGUGUCCGAAAUGCAAAUUUCCUGUCGAGAAAAUGGGUGGAUGCAAUAAGAUGUUGUGCACGAAAUGUGCCAGUCCGUUUUGUUGGAUAUGUAUGGCGAAGCUGCCGAUAGGCGACCCAUAUGGACACUACCAGGAUCCUGCAAAUAAAUCGUGCUACAUGAAUCUUAUGUUGGGCAUGCAGAUUGACGAUCAAGAUAAUGACGAGGAGGAAGAUGUACUGUUUGGCGAUGAUGCUGUUCCUGAGCGUUGGUUCGACGCUUUCGGUGCCGACCACGGCGAAGUCAAUGGAAGGCUGAUUUUAGAUGGACUGAGAGAAUUCUUAAACCGUGUGUAGUGCCUUUUUUUAUUAUUACGGCACAAGGGCAGACAACCCAAAAGGGACUUCAAGUCUGGUCCAGUUUCUUGGAGCCUAGUUUCUUGGUUUAUAAAUAUAUGUUCAUUUUAAAUGAAAGAGUGGUUAUAUUAAUUUUACAUGUGCUGUCGAUGGGUUGCGUAACAAAGCGAUUUGGUGAACAAAAUGGAUAUUUUACGAGUAUCCUUGUCGAAGUUGUCGUUGUUAUCCGGUGUAUUUGCAAAAAAAAAGA